Messenger RNA from Trichosurus vulpecula (common brushtail), 3865 nucleotides. It is a transcript of the gene FAM20C, whose product is annotated as FAM20C golgi associated secretory pathway kinase. Gene Ontology annotation, cellular component: Golgi apparatus. Gene Ontology annotation, biological process: protein phosphorylation. The transcript is spliced from 10 exons. Lineage: Eukaryota; Metazoa; Chordata; Mammalia; Diprotodontia; Phalangeridae. The record is from RefSeq and is a predicted model, not a curated record. Gene Ontology annotation, molecular function: protein serine/threonine kinase activity. Bases 1160 to 2929 code for a protein of 589 amino acids.
CUGCAGCAGUACUAGCCCAACCAGUCUCCAGCAUGCAGUGUAGCUGAAAGGGGGCAUUCACACUGCACCUGCCCAUAGCUCUUUUCUCUCCUCUCUGAGGUUCGCUUUCUCUUUCUCGCUUCGCCCUUUCCCCUCCUCCCCAGCCCCCUCUUCUCUCAGGGCAGAAAUGUAAGUCUGAGCCGAGAUCCAAGGAGAGACAUCAUUUCCCCCCCUCCCCACCCUUUUCCCCUCCCCACCCCUCGGCAGAGCAGCUACCGAUUCCUGGGAGCGUCGCCUCCCCUCCCUUCCCAGCGUCCCCCCCCGCCCCCCCCCCCCAGCUCCGUGAGUCCUUUGUGCCAGCUCUCCUUUUCGCCUUGGCGGCCGUGUCAACGCUGAACCGUCCAAGUGCCUGGAUAUCGAGCUUGAGCGCCGCGGGUUCGAGCCCAAUCAGCCGGGACUCUGGCUUCCCCGGGGCGCUGGAGGUGGUGGUGGUGGAUGGAAGGAUUUGGAAAUCUUAGAAGCGCAGCAUUUGCAAGCCAAUGUUUGUAACCGGGCUGCGGACGAGAGCGCGUCCCGUUGCUGCUCCUCCUGCUGCAUCGCGGGUCCCUUUCCUGAGGAUGGGAAGACGCGUCUUCUCCAAGCACUAUGGAUGAUUCUUUUUUCCUCUCCUGAAUUCUUCGCAGGGUGCUGCAUGUGUCUGUUUGUUCGUGGUUUUUAUUUUUAAUCCCCCAUCCUUUUUUUUUCUCUCCCUUUAGUCGUCCUCCAUCUCUCCAUCCUCCUUUCGGAGGGGGGAAAAACCUCCCUGAGAUCCAUGUGUUAAGCAGAGUAAUGAUAUAAUAAUAAAAGAAUAGUUUCUAGAUGGCACGCUUUUGUGAAAUUUUUUGCAGUUUUUUUUCUAAAAACAAAAAAGGGAGGUAGUGAAGACUCCUGGCUUCUAAGUGUAUUUAUUUUUUAACUGUUUUAGGAAGAUAACUUUAUUGACUUUGUUUGAUUUGUCCAUCAGUAGAAUAGAAUUAUUUUUUUUUAAAAGGAGCUUUUUCUGUGAAAAAGCCUCUCCCACCUACCAUUACCAACACCUCCUUCCCCAGCCCCUCCAUACACACUUUUAGCUAUUUAAAACUCUUAAUUUAUUAGUCUCCUUCUCGUAGCAAGCCCCAGUCUCUUUAAAGUCUCCUUGGCCAUGAAAAUGAUCUUGGUCCGCAAAUUCCGGGUGCUUAUCCUCAUGGUGUUUUUGAUUGCCUGCACCAUGCACAUCGUGAUCGAUCUGUUACCAAAGUUGGAGAAGCGCGCGGCUAGGAGUGAUGGGGACCCCGGCUGCUCCUGCUCUCACCCCCCGAGCGAGGAGGCGCAAGGCUGGGGGAAGCAGAGGACUAAGAGCGGGGCUGAUUCGGGCUGGCCUAACAAACACACGCUGCGGAUCCUGCAGGACUUCAGCAGCGACCCGAGCUCCAACCUCACCUCCCACUCGCUGGAGAAGCUCCCCGGGACCGGAACGGGGACCGGCGCCGGGGCCGGGACAGCUGCAGCGGCUGACAGGUCCGAGGCAGCGGCGGCGGCGUUUAAGAGGCUGGAGCCGGGCGGUGGCGGAGACGGCGUGCAGCGAGGUCUCCCCCACAAACACCUCAUUCAAGAUGGGAGUAAGGCGAGCAAAGUGCCGCUGGGGAAGGACGGCUCUAAGCUGGUAGCCCUGUUCCAACACCCUCUCUACAACAUCGCCAUUCCGCCUCUCACAGGGGACGAUGUCUUGUUCAACGUGGAGAGCGAUAUCCGAUUUAACCCCAAAGCAGCUGAAAAUCAGCAAUGGCACAAUGAAGGUAAUGAAGAUGAAGAAUUUUUACCCACGGGGGAGACAGCUGUCGACACCUAUCCCAACUGGCUAAAAUUUCACAUUGGCAUUAAUCGAUAUGAGUUAUAUUCUAAACACAACCCUGCGAUUGGAGCAUUGCUGCAAGAUCUAGUGUCCCAAAAGAUCACCAGCGUUGCAAUGAAGUCUGGGGGAACUCAACUAAAACUCAUCAUGACAUUCCAGAAUUAUGGGCAAGCACUGUUCAAACCCAUGAAGCAAACCAGGGAGCAGGAGACACCUCCCGACUUUUUUUAUUUCUCCGACUAUGAAAGACAUAAUGCUGAGAUUGCUGCCUUUCAUCUGGACAGAAUCCUAGAUUUCCGCCGUGUCCCUCCAGUUGCAGGCCGAAUGGUCAAUAUGACCAAGGAGAUAAGGGAUGUCACACGAGACAAGAAACUGUGGAGAACAUUCUUCAUCUCUCCAGCCAACAACAUCUGUUUCUACGGGGAGUGUUCAUAUUACUGCUCCACGGAACAUGCUCUGUGUGGGAAGCCCGAUCAAAUAGAAGGGUCUCUCGCAGCCUUCCUGCCCGACCUGUCUCUGGCAAAGAGGAAAACGUGGCGAAAUCCAUGGAGACGCUCAUACCACAAACGCAAAAAAGCAGAAUGGGAAGUGGACCCUGAUUACUGUGAAGAGGUGAAGCAGACACCACCAUACAAUAGCAACCGUAUUUUGGAUAUAAUGGACAUGACCAUUUUUGAUUUCCUAAUGGGAAACAUGGAUCGACAUCACUAUGAGACCUUUGAAAAGUUUGGCAAUGAAACAUUUAUUAUUCACUUAGACAAUGGAAGAGGGUUUGGAAAAUACUCCCAUGACGAGCUCUCCAUUUUGGUGCCUUUAAAUCAAUGCUGCAGAAUAAGGAAGUCCACCUACUUGCGACUGCAAUUGCUCGCCAAGGAAGAGUACAAGCUGAGUGACUUGAUGGAAGAAUCUUUGCUCAAAGACAAAAUCGCUCCCAUUCUCUACCAGUUACACUUAGAGGCCCUGGACAGACGGCUGCGGAUUGUUCUCCAGGCUGUUAGGGACUGUAUAGAAAAAGAUGGUUAUGACAGUGUGGUGGAAAAUGACUUUGACACUGCCAACACGAUCACGACCAAGAGGUAGUGAAAUUAAAGCUGCCUUGCUGUUUUUACGAGUGAAGGAAGGAAAAGAAGAAAAAAAGUCUUGCAAGAGACUAUGUGUAUGCCACUUUGUGAAUUCAGUGAAUUCAGAAUUGAGAUAUAAUUGUUCCCCAAGUAGGUAAAGACACUGAGAAGAUUUAGAUAAUUAUGAAAUAAGUCUAAGGCAUUGCUUAUAAUUAGUUCCCCGAAACAAUAUGAAAGAGUUGGAAAAAAAUAUUAUAAUCACUGACAGACAAAAUGGAUUGGUGGCAAUUGCAUUCUGUCCUUUUUUUUGUAUAGAAAGGAGGCCUUCGAUAUUUUGUAUUUGCAUAUGGUAUCUAUAUAUAUGUGUGUGUGUAUGUGUAUAUAUAUAUGUAUAUCUGCAUAUACAUAUGUAUGUAAUGCACAUGCAUAUAUGUAUAAACCACAGGUCUACCUACCAAAUUUCACAAAGGAGAGGCAGCAUCAUCCGAUGCCUCACCAUUUACUCCAGGUGACAUCCACUUGGUUGACUGUGUUAACCCAUCACGCGCUGUCCUGUGCUAGACCUGAUCCAAAACUACAGCUCUGGAGUGGGCGUGGGGGUUGGGCCUCGGCGCUUAAAGAGUUAAGAGGAAAACUCUGAAGGCUCAGUGGUUAAUCCAAAUGGAAUGUCGGUAACUGUUCAUUUUCAGAAAAUACUUGAAUGUUGGUUUUUACAAAGUGAUGUAAAAUGACGAGUCGUUCUAUUUAUCCAUCAUUAAGUAGCAAUCCUGACCUUUCUAGAUGGACAAAGGGAAGCCGCUACUGUCCUGACUUUGCUUUUGACAGUUUGGUGUAAAUAUAUACAUAUAAGAGUAAAUCUGCAAUCUGCAGCCAUAGGCUUACUUUUGCAACAUUUUUUUUUUGUGGAAUUGUUUGCAACGUGGUACAAGUACAAUAAAAUUAUGGCAGAUGUGUA